AUGAUGGCAAAAAUUAUUUCUGAAAGACUACACUUUAUUCGUAACCAUCAAAAACAACAACUUGCGGAUGAUUAUGUUCACCUCCGAGAUGCUGUUAACAAUGAUGCAAAUAUUAAUGCUAAUAACGUGGGGGAACAACGAGAUGAAAUUGAUAACAUUAUUUCUGCUGAAAUACCGAACAAAGACAGAGAUCCUAUACUUUAUGAAAUAGUAUGCAAGAAUAUGAUUCAUGGCCCAUGCGGAGAGUUAAAUAUUAGAUCGCCAUGUAUGAAUAAUGGAAAAUGUAUUAAGAAAUACCCUCGCAAAUUGGUCAAGGAUACUCAAACUGGAAAUGAUGGUUAUCCUACUUACAGACGGAGAUCACCAGAUGAUGGAGGUUAUACUGAAAUAUUAAAAGUUCGAGGUAAAAAAGAAAUCGUGGUUGACAACCGUUGGGUUGUACCAUAUUGUCCAGUGCUACCUAGGUGCUUAAAUGCGCAUAUUAACGUAGAAUACUGUCAUUUGGUUAAAGCGAUAAAAUACAUAUGUAAAUACAUUAAUAAAGGAUCAGAUAGAGCUAUUUUUUCUGUUAAUCGUGAAAACGAUGAGAUUACAAAUUAUUUGAAUGGUCGAUAUAUAUGUACUUCUGAAGCGUUUCGGAGAAUUUACAAUUUUGAAAUCCAUGAUAGAGAUCCGACAAUUAAGCACUUGGCUGUUCAUCUAGAAAAUGGACAGCGUGUUUUCUUUAAUGCUAAUAAUCUUCAUUAA
Molecule: messenger RNA, 747 nt
Organism: Macrosiphum euphorbiae (potato aphid)
Lineage: Eukaryota; Metazoa; Arthropoda; Insecta; Hemiptera; Aphididae
Source: the annotation of a GenBank genome assembly